Molecule: messenger RNA, 933 nt
Organism: Botrytis deweyae
Lineage: Eukaryota; Fungi; Ascomycota; Leotiomycetes; Helotiales; Sclerotiniaceae
Exons: 4
Coding region: 1-933 (310 amino acids)
Biological process (GO): oxaloacetate transport; thiosulfate transport; malate transmembrane transport
Cellular component (GO): mitochondrial membrane
Molecular function (GO): thiosulfate transmembrane transporter activity; succinate transmembrane transporter activity; oxaloacetate transmembrane transporter activity
Source: RefSeq, a predicted model, not a curated record
AUGUCGAGCGGAAAGCAUAGUGUGGGAGAGGUAGUGAAAGCGGAGGUUAAAGUAACUGCUGUAAAGUACCCGUUUUGGUUUGGAGGUAGUGCAAGUUGUUUUGCGGCUUGUGUUACUCAUCCAUUGGAUCUUGUUAAGGUCCGAUUACAGACUCGAUCCGGCAAUGCGCCCAAUACUAUGGUUGGCACAUUCGUGCAUGUCUUAAAGCACAAUGGUGUUGUUGGACUUUAUUCGGGACUUAGCGCUUCCCUUCUGCGCCAAAUAACAUAUAGUACUACUCGAUUUGGCAUCUACGAAAAGCUCAAGACAAAUCUCACAUCAGGAAACAAACCUCCCUCCUUCCCAAUUCUUAUCGCCAUGGCCUCCACUUCAGGUUUCAUUGGUGGAAUCGUAGGAAACCCAGCCGAUGUUUUGAAUGUGCGCAUGCAGCACGAUGCUGCAUUACCAGUCGAGCAGAGAAGAAACUAUAAAAAUGCUGUGGAUGGAUUAAUACGCAUGACGAAAGAAGAAGGGUGGAAAAGUCUGUACCGCGGAGUGUGGCCGAACAGUAUGCGAGCUGUCUUAAUGACUGCUUCGCAAUUGGCCUCUUACGACAGCUUCAAACAGCUACUCAUUCGGCAUACACCAAUGGAAGACGGACUCUCGACACAUUUUACUGCUUCGCUGAUGGCGGGUUUCGUGGCUACCACGGUUUGCAGCCCAGUAGAUGUUAUCAAGACAAGAAUUAUGAGUAGUCAUGAAAGUAAGGGAUUAGCGAGACUCUUGACGGAUGUAUAUAAGGUAGAAGGUGUUGGAUGGAUGUUUAGGGGUUGGGUGCCGAGUUUUAUUCGUCUGGGACCACAAACCAUCGCAACGUUUCUCUUCCUUGAACAACACAAGAAGAUAUAUCGAUCUCUAAAAGGAAUCGCAGAGCCCGAAGCCGCGAUUGUCUAA